CCCGCCUUGGCCACCACGCCAUUCACCACCACCACCACGCGCGCACUGACACAAUCACCAGCACGCACCCCCCAUUCUCUGUUUUGCUUGCUACGUCCGCACAACUGCAGGCAGCGACCAUCGACCAGCCAAACCAACAACACCUUGCUUGCUGCACGUUCCUCCACAUCCAAUCCAGCACCUUCCAUGUACCUCGUCAGCAGCAACAUCCUUUGUUCCCGACCACACGCCAACCACCACCUGACCACCACCAACCUUCAACCAAUAUUUUGAGCCAGUUCUGCAGGCACCAUCGUCAUUGUCGUCACUGAGCUUUCUCCCUACUACUUAGCUGUUGUUCUCCACUCAUGGGGGUUGGCGACUUUGCGUCCAGCCUUGCAACCCAGGCAAACAUUAGUGCAAUAGCCAACCGUCAACAAUCAUUUCCAUCUCCACCCCACCCACCUGCAUUCCUCGCAAUCGUUCAUUCACAACCAAGCAGCGACACCCUCAAGCCACUGGAUCGCCAAAGCACGCCCACAACCGGCCCAAGAGCACACGCAAGAAGAAAUCCAAAGCCUGAUCACCAACACCGAGCAAGAAGCAGGCAGCGGGAAUCGUCUGCAUCAUCACCGUUUGCAUCAAAACAGCGUCCACCCACCGCAUUCUCAUCGUCCCGCAUCGCCUCAACAACCAAACCCAAGGCCCAUCAGCAACACACCGCAUUGGCCCAUAGCACGCACGCCCAAACCGCAGCCGAACAACGAGCCGACCAAGUUGCACCCAGAAACGCGCACACCGCAGGCACGCCUCCCUUCGACCGGAUCAACCAACCCUUUGGGUGGCAACCACCAAGCCAAACGGACCUCAGCACCCAUCACGGAGAAGUGGCCGCUGCGCUGUCGCUUGCCGACUUGAAAACCGCCAACCACCUCAUCAACAUCAGCAUCAACAGCGCAUCGCCAUCAGCACAGCUACCCCCCUCCUCGUCUUCCUCGUCGUCAGCUUCCACAGCUCGGUUGCCAACCUCCCCAGUGGGCUGUCGCCGAAGAUCUUCCUCCUUCUCCUCGCCUUUUCCCGCCUCCCCCACGCAGCCAAGCCUGAGCAAGACCAUGAUGUCCACAAACGAAGUCAACGCGUUCUGCAACUCCCAAGACCGGCAUCGUCAGCAGCAGGCAACGCACACGCUGCCCCAAGAGCACCACCAAGCCCACGCCAAGCCGCACGCCCUUGCACCCAGCGCCGCACACCUCGAUGGAGCGGCGCCCUCUACCAUGACCAUGCUCACGGACACGCCCUUCCUUCGCGACGUGCGCUCAGGCACCACUUCCUCCAUCUCCCUCGCUUCCGCUCAGAGCGACCAGCAACAGCAGCAGGAGCAGCAGCACAGCGACCCUGCCAACGCCAUGUUCUCCAGCAUGGCAGCGCCAUCAUCGGCUGUGCACCAGCCACACGACUACCACGGCCCCGCAGCCUACCAGCAGCAGCAGCAGCCACAGGGAUAUCACCACCACUACCACCACCACCAGCAGCAGCAGCAGCAGCAGCAGCACCUUCUCGUCCCCGCUGGCUUGACCACCACCCCAACUGACGCCACGGAAGUAGGCACCAGCGACACACGCCCCAGCACCACCACGACGACCACCACACGGGACUCGUGUGGCUCGUCAAGCGCAGGCUCCUCGGACGGCGGCGACGUUGACACCCUCGGCGACGACGGCGCCUACAAGUUUGUGUGCCCACACCCGGGCUGCAACAAGGUCUAUCGGCGCCGCAACCACCUGCAACGCCACUCCCACUCGCACAAGAAGACGCUGCCGUUUGUCUGCCCGGAGUGUGACCGCGGCUUCCACCGCAAGGACCAUUACGAGUACCACCGCCGCGUCCACUCUGGCGACAAGCCCUUUGUCUGCGACGAGAAGGACUGCGGCCGUUCCUUCCGCCAGCGCAGCGCCCUCACCCGCCACAAGAAGAGCCACAUCCGCGAGCGCGAGCGCACCUGCACCUACUGCAACCGCGUCCUCUCCAAGCAGGAUGACCUGUACGUGCACAUCUGCACCAUGCACGGCCGUGAGCUCCUCGAGUCCUUGCCUGCAGGCGCCAUGCAAGCCGGCCUGCUCGCAAUGGCCCUCCAGCCGCAAGGCGCCAACGCAGCAACUGGCGGAAGCGCGAGUGUUCGCGGCAACAACAGCGGCAGCGGCAACAGCAGCAGGAGCUCGUCCACGUCGUCUGCGGGCAACGGCACCGCCCAGACCAUGCCGCUGAUGCUGCUGCUCCUGCAGCAACUUCAGCUGCAGCAGCAAACCGAGCAGCAGCAGCAGCAGCAACAGCAGCCAGCGACAGGCGUUUCGCAACCACCACAACAGGCACAGCAGCCCUCGGUCAACCCACAGUCGCUGCCCGCCCGGUACUUUGCACUGCCUGCGACCACCGCCAACAGUGCGAGUGCGAGUGCGCCCGUGCCCCCUCCGCCUCGCACCCUUCCGCCUGCGCUCCCAACUCACUCGACUGGCACGCAGCAGGACGCUGCUGCCAUGUCUUCCUUCUUCCAGGCGCCGUCUGCCCAGCCACAGUUCCACCAGCAGCGGCAUCGUCAGCAACAGCCUCAGCAGCAGCAGCCAGCGCAGCCGCAGCAGUUUCACAACAGCGGGUUUGUGCCACCCGCGUCCUCAGGCCAGUUGCUCUUCUCUCCACUGCAGCUCCCGUCAGUCCCGCCCGUCACCACAACGCAUAACACGUCGUCGCAUCAGCCCAUGUUCUUCUGAACGUCUGGACUCAAGAAUACAGGCCUCGCUUCGGUGUUUCAAGACCAGGCCUCACGGCCUUUCUUACCCGCUGAUUUGAGCGGUAUUUGUUUCAACGAGCCUGUAUCAGCCCGCGAGUUGUGUUCAUCUUCUUCAGUAGAUGGGUGGUUCCUCUCUUCCUCUGUCUCUAGAAUGGUCGUAUUUCCUUUCCCCAACGGCCCUUGUUGCUUUCAUCAUGGGGGGCCACCUUGUUUCGUCUCACGUAGAGGUAAAGUGUGUUCAGCAUGUGUUGUGUGUGUGUGUGUGUGUGGUGUGUGUGUGUGUGUGUGUCAGGUCUUGUCUCGCCUGACUGCCUGAGCUCUUUACUUGCUUCUGUUCUUCUGUUUGCCCCUCAUAAGCGGCACAGUUACAUGCCGUAUCUCUCCAUGGGUUUUUGUGCGUUUGUUCCCUCCCUGUCCCUGCAUCGCGACUCUAAGCGUCCUUCAGCUCAUUCUAAAUGUACUUUGGUACUACAUAUUCGCCCCCCCCCCUUUCGCAUUUGAGCAUUUGCCCUCGCGUUAUCAGCAAUUUGUUGCGUUGGUUGUGUAUGCCGUGGUGAUUCAGUGUGCACGAUUUGUUGCUUUGCAGCGAGGUCAUGUAGCCAGCUCACAUCAGCGCACAUGCCGGCUGUGUGUGCCUUAUUCUUUGUGUGGUUUGGUUUGGGCGUGGUUUGGUGUGCGACUGAAUUUGCUUCUCCGUCGCGUGAGCGUAAUGGGUCUCAAUUGAAAACGUUGUUGAAACAA
Messenger RNA from Salpingoeca rosetta, 3505 nucleotides. Its product is annotated as early growth response protein. Gene Ontology annotation, biological process: regulation of transcription by RNA polymerase II. Gene Ontology annotation, molecular function: DNA-binding transcription factor activity, RNA polymerase II-specific; RNA polymerase II cis-regulatory region sequence-specific DNA binding. Gene Ontology annotation, cellular component: nucleus. Lineage: Eukaryota; Choanoflagellata; Craspedida; Salpingoecidae. The transcript is spliced from 2 exons. The record is from RefSeq and is a predicted model, not a curated record. The coding region runs from base 348 to 2744 and encodes 798 amino acids.